This is a messenger RNA of Stegodyphus dumicola, 1269 nucleotides long. RefSeq names its product receptor-type guanylate cyclase Gyc76C-like. Gene Ontology annotation, cellular component: plasma membrane. NCBI's taxonomy places the organism in Eukaryota, Metazoa, Arthropoda, Arachnida, Araneae, Eresidae. Gene Ontology annotation, biological process: cGMP biosynthetic process; receptor guanylyl cyclase signaling pathway; protein phosphorylation. Gene Ontology annotation, molecular function: ATP binding; peptide receptor activity; protein kinase activity. The record is from RefSeq and is a predicted model, not a curated record.
AUGUCCUCGGGUUUGAGUGAACAGAUAAUUUUUGAUACAACUCUUAUCGGUUUAUUCAUGAGGGAGAGGGAAGUCUAUGUAUUCUUGGGAGAUACAACAGAUCUUGGAAAUCUACUUACUGUUCUGAAAAUGCGCGGCUUGCUGGACACUGGCAACUAUAUGGUUAUUUACAUUGACACAGAAAGUUACACGGAAGAUGAUGCGCACAAAUACUUCAGAUUACAUGAACCCGACUCCGGAUAUGAAGUUAUCAUGAAGGCUUCUCAAUCCCUCUUGGUCGUUGUGUCGACGCCACCGCGGGGUGAUGAGUAUGACGAAUUUCAAGAGAAAGUUCGUGAAUAUAACAGUGAAGAGCCGUUCAAGUUCACGGCGGGCGAGCUGUUCAAAGAUUGGGUUCCUCACAUCACUCCGUACGCCUCUUAUCUGUAUGACGCAGUGACCUUAUAUGCUGAUGCUUUGAGCAAGGCCUUGAAGAAUGGCACCGACCCAAGAAAUGGGAGAGAAAUCAUGCGCAUAUUCAGAGAGCGGGAACAGUACACAAGUGUAACAGGAGCAGUUAUGAGAAUAGAUAAAGAAGGAGAUGCAGAAGGCAACUAUACAGUGCUUGCCUGGCAACCAACACCUGAAAAUCUGAAGCUGAAAGUGCCAUCUGGCCAUCCGGUACCCCCUUACUGCAUGUUGCCAGUUGGACGGUUCCACGCCGAGUCGGGUCAGUUAAUGUUUAAGCUCGAGAAAGAAAUCUUGUGGGUGAAUUUUGACAAACCUCCUGUGGACGAACCACCCUGUGGUUUUGACGGAAGCGGGUGCAAACCCAGUCCUGACAAAAGUAAAGAAUACGUCUCUGUGACUAUGGCAUCUAUACUUUUUAUAUCCAGCUUCGUGAUCUAUAUGGUAUAUAGAAAUUGGAAAUACGAGCAAGAAAUCGAUGGUUUGCUCUGGAGGCUGGAGCUGGAAGAUGUGCAGAAAUGUGGGCAGAACGGCAUGUGUCUCGUGCACUCCGCCAGUAAGAUGAGCUUGGCCAGUCACAUUUCCGUGGAAUCAAAAGUAAUCGAACAAAUUUUCACUCAUACAGCAGUUUUUAAAGGAACUAUCAUUGCUGUGAAACAACUAAGGUUUAGCAAGAAGGUCGAUAUCACUCGUUGUAUCAAAAAAGAGAUGAAACUGAUGAGAGAAAUGCAUCAUGACAACAUCAAUCAAUUCAUUGGAGCUUGUGUCAAUCCGAACUGUAUACAUAUCGUCACAGAAUACUGCUCAAAAGGAAGUCUUCAA